GACUUAUCAAAACAUCCACAAAUGACGGGUCAACCCCCUCAGUCCUUACAACAACAAGUCCAUCAAACCGUUCAAAGUAAUGACACGCCAAAACACUCAGAUUUCAUUCAACAAAUUAUUAACUCAGGGUUCGGAAAAGCUCAACACUCACAACAAAACGCUUCACCACUUUUCCAAAACAAGAACUCGGCUGCUUUACGUAAAACACCACCAGCACAAAAGUCUGAAGAAAAGGGUGUAAAUAGCCCACAAAAUGUCCCACAAAGUCAACAGUUACAAAUACCACAACUGGCCCCCAUUCAACAACAAGAAGUUUCGCAACAACCCCAACCAAGUGCUCCACAACAAAGUCCACAAAAACCAAUUGAAGACCUCAAACCAACUCAAAGUGCUCCAAAACCUCGGAACAAAUCUGCCUUUGCGUCCGCGAGAAUCACUUCAAGACCAAUGCAAAAAACAACGGAAGUGCACGACACCGCAUUACAAGUACUGAUUAUGCCUUGUAUUACAGAAUCAAUGAGUGAUGCGCAAAAAAUCGUUUCGUUACAGAGAAGAGUCGACGCACUCAUUGCAAAAGCGGUUGAACAAGACAGACUCAUUUUCGACUUACAGAAGCGUAACAAAGACCCCAACGCACCAGAGACACCGUCACAAGACGACGCGUCCGAAGAACUUACUAAAAAGGGCUUUGUUGGAAGACCAAACCGCCCCAAAACCACUUUUCUUGGAAGAGGAAGACCACCAAUCCCACUAGCACAGCCAGAAGAAGCGAAUUGA
Molecule: messenger RNA, 777 nt
Organism: Entamoeba invadens IP1
Lineage: Eukaryota; Evosea; Mastigamoebida; Endamoebidae
Exons: 1
Source: RefSeq, a predicted model, not a curated record